This is a messenger RNA of Psilocybe cubensis, 771 nucleotides long. RefSeq lists its product as uncharacterized. The coding region runs from base 1 to 771 and encodes 256 amino acids. NCBI's taxonomy places the organism in Eukaryota, Fungi, Basidiomycota, Agaricomycetes, Agaricales, Agrocybaceae. The transcript has a single exon. The record is from RefSeq and is a predicted model, not a curated record.
AUGGGACAUCUCUGCGUCAGGAGAGCGGCAAGUUUCACACCCCCAGGACCCCUAGACCCCGAAUCCAAAAUUUUUACUGAGAAGGCCGAACACGUCCGCUCCUCUCGCUUUGCAUUUGUCAAGUCUCCAUACGACGCGUUUUCUCGGUACACCGAACAAGUUGCAUUCAGCGGCGCACAUAAGGGGAGAAGCAACAGAAGCUUGCCCUAUUCCGGCACAAAGCUGGUAUCUCUUGCUUCACCUCUAGGAACAACUCCCCCUCUCCCACCUCCAUCAUACAAAUCUCCUUCUCAGGCUUCAUUGAUGCCUCCUUGGUCAAUUCAAAACUCAUCUGGCUUUCCAGAUGUCACAACGCAGAGGACUCAGACGCCUUACGUAGCGCAUACUAGAAUCCCAAAGCGUCGUCUGGCGAAUAUUUCAAAAUUGCGAAUCACAAAAAAAUCGAAUCCUCCGUCCAUCUCAAAGCCAAUCAUGCACCCGGAGGGUCCCCUGCCAGGACCUCGCAUCGAGGUGGAAUAUCUCAAGUCCCCUAAAGCUACUUUGAAACCUUGUAUCGCACCUCGAUCUAUGCAGCAUGGUGUCGUUCAACUUCCGGCAAUUUACUUGCCAUCUCCAUCUCAGGCGUAUAUUUUCAAUAACAAAGAAUCUCCUUCCGUAAAAGAUCGAAGCAAACAUUUUCUAUCUGUAGGAGGAGGAGGAUCAUUCGCUUCACAUGGUCCACCCAAAUUAGACCUAGCCUAUUCAUCAUCUCAAAUCGGCCUUGCAUUUUAA